This is a messenger RNA of Salvelinus sp. IW2-2015, 2596 nucleotides long. RefSeq names its product finTRIM family, member 83 (gene ftr83). Gene Ontology annotation, molecular function: protein binding; zinc ion binding. NCBI's taxonomy places the organism in Eukaryota, Metazoa, Chordata, Actinopteri, Salmoniformes, Salmonidae. The record is from RefSeq and is a predicted model, not a curated record.
CUGCGGAAGCACCUGUGGCUCACUUUGCUCAGACCUGACGGACAGGACAGACAGACAUUUUAACAGUCUCACUUCGUUUUUAGCCUACUACUACCAAGAACCUAACAGCACCAGGGUGCAUCAGUCAAUCCCCAUGUCUACUGACCAGGAGAGCUGCCAUCUGUGUAAGGAAGACCUGAGGGACCCGGUUUCCAUCCCGUGCGGCCACAUCUUCUGCUCCAUCUGCCUGAAGACCUACUGGGACCACGCUGACCACACCGGUUCCUACAACUGCCCACGUUGUCGGGUCACCUACAACAAGAGACCCACCCCACGCCGCCUCCAGACCUCCCGCUCCUCCUCAUACUCAACUCACUCCCAACCCAGGAUGUCUGAGACCUACCCUCCUCCACCUCCAGACCCAGACUACAACUACGCCGGACCYCAAGACGUGGGAUGUGAUAUCUGUAUUGGGAAGAAGCACAAAGCCAUCAAGACAUGCCUGAUGUGUCUGGCGUCCUACUGUGAGAGGCAUCUAAAGCCCCACUAUGAGAACCCUGGCUUCAAGAGGCACAAGCUGGUGGAUGAGAUCGGCCAUCUGGACAGACAGAUUUGCCCCCAGCAUCAGAAGGGUCUGGAGCUCUUCUGCAAGACGGACCAGAUGUGUAUCUGUGUUCUGUGCACCGUGAAGGAGCACAAAGGUCACGACAUGGUAUCUGCCGAACAGGAGAGGUCAGAAGAACAGCAACGUCUGGGUGCCACCCAGGCAGAGAUCCAGGAGAGGAUCCAUGAGAGGCUUAAGCAGAUGGAGGAGCUGAAACAAGCUGUGGAUUCACUCAAGAGCUCAGCCCAGAGGGCUAUGCAGGAGUGUGAGAAGUUGUUUGGUGACAUGAUGCGUUCCAUCGAGAGGAUGCAACAGGAAAUGACCAAGCUCAUCUCCUCCAAUAAGAGGGCAGCACUGAACAACGCUGAGGGUCACCUAGAGCGUCUGACCCACGAGAUCGCUGACCUCAAGAAGCGAGACAACGAGAUCACACAGCUGUCACGCACAGAGGACCACAUCCACUUUAUCCAGAGCUACCACAUGCUAAUCGCCCAGACGGAGGCUGAGGAGCUGCCCACAGUCUCGGUGAACCCCUACUUCUCCUUCGGACCCGUCACCAAGGCUGUCUCUGAGAUGAAGGUCCAUCUCCAUGACAUCAGCAAUGAGGAGCUGGUCAAAGUGGCCACGAUUGUGAACAAAAUGCCUUUCUGCCAACUGGAUGAAGGCAAAAGGAGAAAUACUGUGAAAGCCGAUGCAGUUGUUGCCGUGUACAAGACUCCAAGCCAGGAGCCCCAGCAUAGAGAGGACUUCCUGAAAUAUGCCUGCGUUCUCACCCUGGACCCCAACACAGCCUACCGCCAGCUAUACCUGUCUAGAGGCAACAGGAAGGCAGCCCUGAAGAGAGAACCACAGGACUACGCUGACAGUGCCUCCAGGUUCGACUGCCUGCCCCAGGUCCUCUGCAAAGAGCCCCUGUCUGGAGGGGCCUACUACUGGGAGGUGGAUUGGAGUGGAGAGGGGGCCUCCGUGGGCGUCACCUACAAGGGCAUCAAGCGAGUAGGCUACGGGGACAGCAGCCGCAUCGGCUACAACCGCAAGUCCUGGAGCCUCUUUUGCUCCGAUUCCAGCUAUUCCGCCCGAUAUGGUAAAGACCAGGUGGAAAUCAAUGCACCCUACUCGUCCAGGAUAGGGGUCUUCCUGGACCACUCAGCAGGCACCCUCUCAUUCUACACUGUAGGGGACACCAUGUCUCUCAUACACCGCUUCAAGGCCUCCUUUGCUGAGCCUGUCUACCCAGGCUUUUGGGUCUGGUAUGAGUCAGCGGUCACCAUCCGUCAGCUGUGAUAAUAUUAUAUUACCUAUGAUUAAAUUAUGUAUCGAUCAUCAUACGUAUUGUGAUUCAAGUAAUAUAACUGCACUUGUAAUUUGACUCGUUUAGUAUCCCCUUUUUUCAAAUUGUACUAUUUAAAUUGGCAAUGAUGUUUUACUUUGUUCUAUUGAGGUUUGAAUGAAUGUUUUAUACUGUAUAUAAAUCAUCAAAUAGAGAUAGAUAUCUCUGACCAAUUUGGGUUUGGUGAGUAAAGGAAUAAACAUGAUAUCUAUAAUGUUUUCAUAAUCAUGAAGGAUCUACUUUAGAACAGACUGAUGUGUCAACUAAUAUAUUUGAUAAACAAAUAUACUCUAUGGAUCAGAUGAAUAAAAUACACCUGAAGUUGUAUAUACAUGUAUCACACAGAGAAACUGGAAUGUGUAAUACAAGUUUAUUGUAUAUUAAUAUAGUAUUUCUGUCGCGUGUGCAUUCAACCCAAUAAUUGAUUUGUAAUAAUUGUAAUAGGCACUGAAGACCUGGAAGAAAGGUCUCUAUAUAAAAUGUUUCCCAUAAGGGCCGGCCAUUGGUGAAAUAGCCGACUCACUGUAAACCGGCUACUUUUCCCGCUUCAUAUAACCGUUCAUUUAAGUUUCAAUUCUAUAGUCAGUAUAGCCUUCUUCCGCUAAAAUGAACAAUAUGCAUCUUCUAGUGAUAAGAUAGGCGCCUGRCKGUCACAAAGCGAGAAAUAAAAAUAGGUAUUUUAA